Molecule: messenger RNA, 2325 nt
Organism: Carcharodon carcharias (great white shark)
Lineage: Eukaryota; Metazoa; Chordata; Chondrichthyes; Lamniformes; Lamnidae
Gene: fam131c
Product: family with sequence similarity 131 member C
Exons: 7
Coding region: 100-999 (299 amino acids)
Source: RefSeq, a predicted model, not a curated record
UUACUGACAUCUUCCUUCUUCCAAAACUGUUGGGGUGAAGGUCUUUGCCAGAGGCUGAUCUCAUCUCAUUCUGCUGCAGCUUGUCUGAUCGGAGUUGAUAUGACUAAUGAAGAAAUCCUCACAAAUACUUGUGAAAAUCCCUCAAAAGCCAGUGAUGUCCCUCAGAUUCCAGUCACUCAGGAGAAGAGAGAACCUCCACCAAAAGCUGAAGACCAUGAAUUCAGUAAGCAAGACAGGACGGAUUUCUGCUGGGAGCCCAUCCUACAGAAUUGUUUUGGGAGCACAAGUGUAAUUUUCUCUGGCUCUAAGCAAACUCUGAAUGGCUACAACAUCACUGCACUUGCGAGGUCGUCACUGGUCGGUCUGGUUCAGACAGUAAAAGAUCACAUAACAAAGCCGACAGCUAUGGCACGUGGGCGAGUGGCUCAUCUAAUUGAAUGGAAGGGUUGGGGUGCACAUGGUGGAGGAUGUAAUCCAUGCCCGAUGGAUGAAGCCCAUUACUCCAGUCUCACUGACGAGCUGAAAGAGGCUCGUUUUGCAGCAGGCGUUGCUGAACAAUUUGCCAUUACUGAAGCAACACUGAGUGCGUGGUCCUCUCUGGAUGCAGAAGAGGUGGUUGGUGUCAGUAGUCUAAGCAACACAGUUGACUACCUCAAUACAGACGAAGUGUAUCUUGAAGAUCAGUCUCUCGGUGGAUCGCAAGUCUUUUACUCAUUGGAUGUCGAAGGUCCCUGCACUGUCGUAACUCCCGUCUCGUCCUAUGUAGCCAGCUUAUGUGGUGAACCAGUACAAAUAGACACUAUACAGCCUUCCCACAAUGGAUCUCUCACAGAAACCUUCCUGACUCGUGACCCUCCUAACUGCUUGUCUCUUCCAGAAACUACUUUCUGUGGAGCUGAAUUACACAGAACACUGCAGCAGAGCACUGGCAGUCACCCACAUCAUUCACACUCCAGCAACAGCAGCUCCCUCAUGGAAGAUGAUGUAUUUUAUAAUUAGAACAAGAAAUUAAGAACAGAAACUGUACUCUUGGACAAGGGAAUUUACCACUUCCUUUGCUAAAACCUGAAAUUAAAGCUGAAUUGUCAUUCCAUUUUAACUUUGUGUGUGUGUGUGUGUGUAUGUGUGUGUGUGUGUAUGUAUGUUCAUUGGGAUAUGGGAUGCUGGUGAAUGGGAUCUGACUGUAGCCCACAUUGUCCCCAGAGUUCAGCAGGACAGAGGGAGGAGGUGGAGGAGGGGGUUUGGGAAUCAGCGAUGGUUUCUACUUUUCAUCCCAACCAGUGAAUGUCGCUGGAUGUUGGGUUAGGAACAAAUUGAGCUUCACAGUUAAACAGGCUACAGACACACAGGCCUUAAAAGCCAAUGGGGGUUCGACUAGUCUCCCACCGUAUCUCCUGCAGGAAAUUGGUACAGCUUGCAGGGAAAUGGUGUUCAUGUCUAGACUUACACAUAAGAAAUGAUCAGUUGGGCAAGAUGGGUACUCCUGCAAAAAUCGACAUCCCUGGGAGAGGUGAGGAGAAGAUUAGAAGGGAAAAGUCAGGUAUGUCUUGGCUACAACUGAGACCCCCCCUAGUCCAGUAUAACUUUGCUGUAAUACAGAACUCCUCCUUUUAGAUGACAAGAAUUUGCCUUAAAAAUAGAUAUGCUCUUGACACUAACCACGUCUAACUUUUGGCACAGCCUACUCGUUGCCCACUGAAUAGAGGGAGACAGUAGCAUAGUGGUAAUGUCACCAGACUGCUAAUCCUGAGGCCCAGGUUAAUGUUCUGGGGUCAUGUGUUCAAUUUGCACCACAGCAGCUGGUGGAAUUUAAACUCAAUUUAUAAAACAUCUGGAAUUGAAAGCCAGUCUCAGUAAUGGUGAUUAUGAAACUGUCAGUGAUUGCCGUAAAAACCUACCUGGUUCACUAAUGUCCUUUCGGGAAGGAAAUCUGCCAUCCUUAUUUGGUCUGGCCUACCUGUGACUCCAGACCCACAGCAUUGUGGUUAACUCUUAACUGCCCUCUGAAAUGGCCUAGCAAGUCACUCAGUUUAUGGGCGAUUAAGAAUGGGGAACAAAUGCUGGCCUUGCCAGAGACGCCCACAUCCCAUUAAAGAUUACAUUUCUUAAAAAUUGUUUCUAUCAUUUCUUUAGAUCUUUAACCCAUAACCCCAAUUAGCGCAAUGUUAGUUGUCCCUCAGCCAUGCAAUAUACAAAGCAUUGUCGAGUGUAAGUACACCAGGGUACGUGGUAAAUGUCUGAUGAGUGGUUGUGAUUUACUAUUCUGUCUGUGUUGUGAAUUGUGCUUGGAAUUCAAUCACACAAGUAAAAAAAAAUUAAACAUCA